CACCAAGUCAAUUAGGACUCGGGGUUACUCGUUUCCCCUGUGCUUAUAUAAAUUAGAAAAUAAACCCAAAAUUGUAAAAAUCAAAAUCAAAUUCAAGCUUCUCUCCGCAAUUGAAAUUUCUUCGCCCGUUAUUCUAAAUUUCUUCACACACUAAAUCAGAAAUGGCAACUGGAACAGCUCCCCCAAGAGGAAGUGCAGCAGCUGCUGCUAGCCUUCGGCGAAGGAGGACAACUAGUGGUGGGGCCGCUUCAGGAGGGGCAUCUGGAACUAUGCUUCAAUUUUACACAGAUGAUGCUCCCGGUUUGAAAAUAUCCCCAAACGUUGUACUUAUGAUGAGCAUUGGUUUCAUCGCAUUUGUUGCUAUGCUUCAUGUGGUGGGUAAGCUCUGGUUGGUCAGGAAAGACUGAAGCAAACCCUAAGAUUGUUAGGAAAACAGGCAGUGUUCACAGUUUUUGUUUUGUUUUUGUAUUCUGUUUCGAUAACCCUACAUUACUACUCUACGGCUGAAAUCUAUGGAUAAUGAAUCAUGUAUUACAUUUUCGAAACAGAGAUUAGUGUUUAAUAUAACAGCUUUUUAAACUUA
Spinacia oleracea (spinach) is the source of this 583-nucleotide messenger RNA. RefSeq names its product protein transport protein Sec61 subunit beta. Gene Ontology annotation, biological process: intracellular protein transport. The record is from RefSeq and is a predicted model, not a curated record. The transcript has 2 exons. The coding region runs from base 162 to 407 and encodes 81 amino acids. Lineage: Eukaryota; Viridiplantae; Streptophyta; Magnoliopsida; Caryophyllales; Amaranthaceae. Gene Ontology annotation, cellular component: Sec61 translocon complex.